UUAAAGACAUGCUCGACCUGAUGGAAGGCACCAUGACAUUACUUGUAGAUGGAAGGCGCGUUAUCCGCCAUUGUUGCUUUACUAAAAAUGAUCAUUCAUACGAACUGAAAACUAUAAUCAAAGUGCGUACCUGCUCAACCCUUAUCAAUGCUCCACAAUCCACAUGAUUGUGUGCGACCUCCUUUUCUAGCGGUAGAAGUUAGGUACGCUUGAAACUGAAACGCUCAACUAAGUACCUAUAAUUUCGACGUUUCAUCAUUUCAAAACAUCGAGUGUUUGUAUUUUGUUUUGGUAUCUGCUCCCAAAUAGGUAAAAAAACAAUCCGUCUGCAAUAUUUUGAAUGAAACCUUAUCAAGAAGUGAAAAUUCAUAUUUAUCAGCAGGAAGUCGGCAACUUGUUUUUUGACAGGACAGGAAUCAAUUAUGCACAAAAACAGCCACUUCGAGUAGAAUGGUCGUGUGCGACAUAAGUCGGAUUUGUUCUAGAAAGUACACUCAAGUACUUGCAUCGUUAACAGGUGCGCUAAUCGCCCUGUCUGAUGGAAUGCAACUGGGUUGGUCAUCGCCAAUGGUGCCAAGGCUGUUACUGCCAUCAUCUCCGGUUCCAAUACGGAAGAGCGAAGUAGUAUGGAUAGAGAACGCGUAUCUGUUGGGAGGUUUAGUGGGAUUAUGGUUUACAGUAUAUUUGUCAAAUAAAAUCGGGCGAAAGGGCGCAAUUUUAGUGGGGGGCUGUCAGAGUUUGCUAGCUUGGACGAUAAUGAGUUUGUCAAGAGAUUCCUGGGUACUGAUGUUGGGAAGAUUCAUAGCUGGAAUAGGAGCUGACAUCAACUACGUAACGACUCCAAUGUACAUUGCGGAAAUAACACACCAGAGCAGAAGGGGGCGCUUGGGAUGCACAGUGUUUGUAAUGAUGCACAUCGGAACUUUUUUGGUGUACGUCAUUGGGCCGCAUAUUCCCAUAGUGACGACAAGCGUAAUUGGUGCGGCGGUCUGUGUGAUACAACUAUUAACAUUUUCAGUGAUGCCCGAGAGUCCGUACUAUCUAAUUAUGAAAGGACAUGAUAAGGAAGCCAAGGAUUGUUUACGAAUAUUGCGAGACUCAGCAAAUUUGGAGGAAGAGUUCGAUGCCAUGCGCGAUGCGGUAAAGGAGGAAACAACGUCUCCAAGACGGCUGCGUGAUCUUUUUCAGAGCAAGAGUAAUCGGAAAGGACUUUUAUUGACGGUUGUUUUGAAUAUCCUACAAGACUUCACUGGGUGUACUGUCAUUGUCAUGAAUUUGCACACAAUUUUAAGUGAAUUCUCACCAGUAGGAGCGCCAGUAGCAAUUAUUGGCAUCGUCUUUUCAAUAGUGUUGGUGAUUUCGUGUGCGACCGCUGGGUAUCUGAUGGAUGUCGUGGGUAGAAGAAAGCUUCUGAUAGUAUCUUGCUUCUUAACCUCAAUUAAUCUUUUUGCGAUUGCCGCUUAUUUGACGGUGAAUAUAACGGGAAUAUUUACCCCACAUUUGGAGUGGGUAGAAUACGCCUCACUAAUAAUAUACGCGAUAGUUCAACAAAAUGGCGUUGGAGUAAUUCCGAAUGUAAUACCGGCCGAAUUAUUUCCCACCAACGUAAGGGCUUAUGGCUGUACAGCAGGGGAUGCAUCUUUCAUUAUAGGCAGUGCACUGUCCAUCUUUUUGUACCAUUUUAUAGUUAAAUACGUUGGAAUGGACGUACCAUUUUACAUGUUUGCUAUCUGCUCUUUAUUUGCGGGCAUAUUCUCUAUAUUUGUUGUACCUGAAACUACGGGAAAGACCUUAUACGAAAUUCAAACCAUGCUGAACGCAGGUGGGAGUCGUCGCAAAAGGAUGUACACCUCUGAAUCGAAGCGGAAACUGAACUCGAACUCUCCUUGUGAAUCAGAUGUGGACAAUUAGCGACAAUAGUAACAUAACAUAUUAUGCAGUACACAGAAUGUAUUGUAAAACACUCUAAUAUAACUAAUUAAGACA
Molecule: messenger RNA, 1986 nt
Organism: Photinus pyralis (common eastern firefly)
Lineage: Eukaryota; Metazoa; Arthropoda; Insecta; Coleoptera; Lampyridae
Product: solute carrier family 2, facilitated glucose transporter member 6-like
Exons: 2
Coding region: 451-1911 (486 amino acids)
Biological process (GO): transmembrane transport
Cellular component (GO): membrane
Molecular function (GO): transmembrane transporter activity
Source: RefSeq, a predicted model, not a curated record